Molecule: messenger RNA, 1172 nt
Organism: Leptosomus discolor (cuckoo roller)
Lineage: Eukaryota; Metazoa; Chordata; Aves; Leptosomiformes; Leptosomidae
Source: RefSeq, a predicted model, not a curated record
CCAAAGCCGUAAGUGAACUGAAAGACCUGAACUACUCUGACAAAUUUCGGGAGAUCUUCCUGCCGGAUGGCCAGCCCUUGCUGCCUGGCAUGUUCGUCAGGCGCCUGGACCUUGCGGCUGUCCUGGAGCUGGUGGGGGCAGAAGGGGUCUCAGCUUUCUACAGUGGAAACUUGACCCAGGAGAUCAUCUCUGAGGUCCACAGCUAUGGAGGAGUCUUGGUGGAAGAAGACUUCAGCAACUACAGUGUCACGGUCGAGAGUCCCAUCCACACAGUCUAUCGAGGUCAUCUGGUUUUCAGUCCCCCACCUCCACAUGCAGGUCCUGCACUGAUCACAGCACUGAACAUCCUUGAGGGCUUUAACAUCACAAGUCAAGUGUCCAGGGGGAAUAUCUUGCACUGGAUGGCAGAGACAUUAAAAAUAGCCCUGAGUCUAACUAGCAACCUGGGAGACCCAUCUGAUGAUGUGUCCAUCACUCGCACUGCAGAAGACAUGAUGAGUAAAUCAGAAGCCAAUUCCCUGCGCCAGCUGAUUAAUGACUCCCAGUCCUUCUCAUCUGAUCUCCGUGUGCCUCACUUCUCUGUGGAAAGCGGACCUGCUGCUAGUCAGGUCCUUGUCAUGGGCCCCGAUGACUUCAUUGUUGCGGUUGUGAGUUCUUUGAAUCGUCCCUUUGGCAGUGGAAUAAUAACACCCUCUGGAGUCCUCCUGAACAGCCAGAUGUUGGACUUCUCCUGGCAAAAUAAAACAAUGAACCACUCCAUUCCCAGGCCGCAAAAUCUCAUUCAGCCUCGGAAACGGCCCCUGUCUUUCCUGUUGCCCACCAUCGUGAGGCCGUCCGAGGGGCUGUGCGGGACGUACCUAUGUCUGGGAGCUAACAAUGGGGACAAAGCCUUGAGCAGCAUCGUUCAGGUUUUGGUGAAUGUUUUAACAUUUAACAAGAAUCUGAGUGAAAGUUUGUCACUUGGCCGGCUGCACCCACAGCUUCAGUCCAACACCUUGCAGGUUGACAGUGAGUUUCCUGAAGAAGAUAUUGCAUUUCUUGUAGCCAGGGGCCAUCAAGUGGAUAAAGUCAAAGUGGUCUCCCUCGUUCAUGGGGCCAGGAGAACCAAUAGUUUCAUCAUUGGCCUGAAGGACCCCAGGAGCAUGGAUGCUGCCGGAGCCACAAUAUUGUAG